CUUAAUUUUAAUGGUUACUUCUAAUCACAGCAAACUUAUAGCGCCCAUUAUUCUCUCCCCAUGCAUGAGAUAUACUUUUUCUCCCCGGCUCUCUUGAAAAAAAACAAAAAAAUGGAUUUGUGAAAAAUUAAGAAAAAAAUUAAGGAUGAUGAUAAUGAUGUUAAUGGUGUUUGUUCUUGGAGGGGUAACGGUUCUUGCAGUAGAAGGUGUUGGAAUUUUUAUUUUUAUAUGGUGGCUUAUGAGAAGAGUGGAAAGAGAUCAGGAUAAUAAAGGGAAGCCACAUGAAGAAGGGUCUGUAUGUUUUGCUGGAGAUAUUGAUCCCUCUUUCUACACGAAGCAGGCAGGGAAAAGUAUGGAUUCUGGAAUCUGAUAGAAUCCUGAAAGCUUUAAACGUCGACAAAGCUACCAAGCAGCACAAGGCCCAGAAAGACAUCUUAGAGGUAAUACCUACUCAGAAAUUUGCUAAAAUCAAGAAUCACUCUCUCGUCCUAAUAGAGUCCGAUGGUUCCCAUGCUGAAAUUCCACUCAAAGGUUGCACGGUUGCUGCUGUUUCUGGGUCAAGCUUGCCCUCUAGAAAAUGGGCAAAAAGAUACCCAAUUAAGGUUGAGAGUGGAGCAUCUGUUGUGUAUAAAGGAAGUAGAAUAUUUUACAUUUACCUUGAGACAUCUUGGGAGAAGGAAGCAUGGUGCAAAGCUCUUCGUCUUGCUUCCUGCGAGGAUGAAGAAAAAGUAAAGUGGUCAGCAAAGUUAAAUGUAGAGUUCCACAAUUACCUGACUUCACUAAAUGCAGCAUAUCCUUCAUUUAUGAAACCAUUUUCAAGUUUUGGUGCUGAAUUAGUUGAUAAAUCAAGCAAGCCAGAUGGUUCCUCGUCAAAAGUUCGUCAAUUUCUAAAAAAAAUUUCCAAGAAAGCAACCAAGUGUGCUGCAGAAAAUAAGGCAAGUUGCAGUUCAAAAUCAGGCCAUGAAGAACGAAAGUUGAGUGAGAAAACCCGUUCAUCCCAAAACAUUGACUUGGCUAGUUGUGUCAUGAAGGUUGCUCCAACAAGAAAGCCACUUGAUUUUUCCAAUGAGGAUGUUACCGCAUCUGCCAUUUCUGAUGCAGAUUCUGAUGACAUGGUUAUUGGCGAUGAAGGAUACCUUUGCUGGAAUUUGUUAAUAUCGCGGUUGUUCUUUGAUGCUAAAAGAAAUGAGCAGAUGAAAAGUUCUCUGCAAGAACGGAUUCAGAGAACCCUCUCCAAUAUUCGUAGCCCCAGUUACGUAGGUGAAGUAACCUGUGCAGCUGUUAAUGUUGGUGACCUGCCUCCCUAUAUACAUGCAAUGAGGGUUCUUCCCUCAGACAUGAACGAGCUCUGGGCUUUCGAAAUUGAUGUUCAGUACUCUGGUGGUGCAAUAUUGGAUCUUGAAACGAGGCUUGAAGUUCAAGACCUUGAUUUACAUGAAGGGGACGAAGCAAGUGUCGUUGAUGACGUCAAAUCAGAUUUGUUAGAAGGUUUUGAACACUUGAGUGAACAAUUUAAGCAUUCUGAUGAUAACGCGGAUAAGAUGGACCAAGGAAAUGGAGGUGAUAUACUAGCACGUAACUUGUCAACCGCGAGCAGAAGCUCUACUUGCAUGCCUCAUGGCUCACCUCCUGGAUCUAAGUGGAAAUCAAUCAUACAUUCUGUGGCCAAGCAGGUUUCACAGGUUCCACUCUCGUUGGGGAUCAGGGUUGCAUCUCUACGAGGAACACUGAGGUUAUGUGUGAAGCCACCACCUUCAGAUCAAAUAUGGUUUGGGUUCACAUCGAUGCCAGAUAUUGACAUCCAUUUGAACUCUUCUGUUGGGGACCGUAAGAUCUCUAACGGACGGCUUCUGUUGUUCAUAACCAGUCGAAUUAAGGCUGCUAUUCGUGAAAGUGUUGUGCUUCCCAACUGUGAGAAUGCAUGCAUCCCUUGGAUGAUAGCAGAAAAGGAUGACUGGGUUCCCCUAAAAGAUGCUCCAUAUGUACGGAUUAAUAACAAAUCUGCAGGGAAUGCCAAGAAACAAGAAGCAGAUAGGAAAAGUACCAGUAAUAUAGCUGAAAGUGAAUAUGAGAGGCUGAAGAGAGGUGAAUGGGCUACUCAAAAGAGUAGGUCAUUGGAUCCACGCUCAUUGUUCUCGGUUCCUAAGGCUCAGCCUUGUUUCAAUACAAGAAGCCUCACUACUAGUCCGGAAAUAGCACACCUAAAGUCAAAAAAACAUCACGGAGAGACACUACAACGCAAGACAUCAGACCCACAGGUAUAUUUGCAUUCCUCCUUGUUGAACCACAAUGAGCAGAUAGAGCGUCACCACAUGAGCACAGAGAACAUGCAAAGCAACUCACCUUCACCUUCACCUUCACCUUCUCGUUCACCGAGUAUCCUACAGGAACAAAAUAGUUUUACAGAAGACGAUAUGAGGUCAAAAAGAACAAGUACGAGGGCUAGGAUGCAUGGCUUGCGGAAAAGAAUGGGGGAGAAGCUUGAAGAGAAGAAACGCCACAUAGAAGAGAAGGGGAGACACUUGGUGGGAAGGAUAAGAAGCCACAAGGAAUAUUCGUAAAUUUGUGGUUUCCUCAGUUCAGUUUGAUUGCACAAGGGAACACAGGCCAGUGUGUUUCAAUACUGUUCAGUUAGGCCUCACACUACUUCCAAAUAGCUGACAAAAGUGUGAUCCAUACUCAAGUCUUGUGGCUUGAUCCCCAUGACAAGGUUCUUUUCUCCACUUGUAACAGCAAAGAUCAUGGCCACCAGGAAUCCAUUUCAAAUCGUCACAUAGUUGAUUCAAACUUUUUGGUCUUGCAUAAACAAUAAAUUUUAUACACUUUGUACCAAAUCAAAUUUAUUUAACCAAAGAUGCUCUGUAAAAUGCCAA
This is a messenger RNA of Capsicum annuum, 2873 nucleotides long. Its product is annotated as testis-expressed protein 2-like. The record is from RefSeq and is a predicted model, not a curated record. Gene Ontology annotation, molecular function: lipid binding. NCBI's taxonomy places the organism in Eukaryota, Viridiplantae, Streptophyta, Magnoliopsida, Solanales, Solanaceae. The coding region runs from base 282 to 2561 and encodes 759 amino acids. Gene Ontology annotation, cellular component: endoplasmic reticulum. The transcript has 7 exons.